GACUUUUAAACCUAAUAACCUUCAUCAUUACAUUGCAAACAAACAAAAAACUUCAAUACAAACAGACAAAAAGCUAAAAUGAGUUUUAUACACAAACUCUUUGGCUAUUUUUCUGGUUCGAAGAGCCAGGAGAAUCGCGUUCGGCUCUCACCAAGUACACUUCAGCAUGAGAGGGAUCGGUUCUUACGUCAAAUUGCUUCGCCGCGACCAUUGCAAAAUUUCCGCAAUGAUUUACGUCUGACUGCCCUGGAGAAGGCCGGAAGAGAUCAUCUAACCCUGAAGCAGUCGUCGGCGUUGAUAAAGAAAGCUAAUUAUUUGUGGAAAAAUAUGUCGGAAGACGAAAAGUUCAAGUAUUGCGAACUGGCGAGAAACUUCGAAGCGACACACAUCCCUGCACUGACACUGCAAAAACUCGUUCGCCAAAAUCUUCCCUCGGCACAGCCGAGAAGCUCCCGACGUAUACAAACCAUGGCUGUCCGAGGUCUUACGACUGUAGCACCCCGCAUGACUAGUAACAGUUAUGACCAGGCGGCCGAAGUACUUUCGAAUAAUCAGCCACCACCCGCCACGACUAGUGGCAUUGUUGACCAGGCCAUUAGACGACAAGAUGACAAGCGCAAGCAUAGCGAUGGGCCAGACACUGAUUUCGAGUCUGAAACUCCGACAACGCGGACAUCAUUGAACGGUGCCCUAAUCAAAACGAUUAAAUCACUAGCUCCAGACCAAAAACGUUUUCGUAGAGAUUAAACGAGGUAAAUAAUAUCUGAAAAAGCGACCAAGGACCAGCCACAUUUAAACAGAAAAAUAUUUAAAAUUCAAUAGUCAUAUUUUUGGGCCACAUUUAGCUGUAUGAGUCAAAAUCAUUUUUAUGUAGAUGCAUUGAAAUUUAUGUACAUAUGUACAUAUGUACAUGCAUACAUACAUAUAUCACUUUUAUUAGAAUAGAUCCCAAGUGUACAUUCUAAAGAUAAUAUUAAACCGAUAAUA
Molecule: messenger RNA, 987 nt
Organism: Drosophila subobscura
Lineage: Eukaryota; Metazoa; Arthropoda; Insecta; Diptera; Drosophilidae
Exons: 4
Coding region: 79-747 (222 amino acids)
Source: RefSeq, a predicted model, not a curated record